Messenger RNA from Cuscuta europaea, 1083 nucleotides. Lineage: Eukaryota; Viridiplantae; Streptophyta; Magnoliopsida; Solanales; Convolvulaceae. The record is from the annotation of a GenBank genome assembly.
CCAAAACGGUCCAUACCAGUGAAACAUCCAGCAACCACACCAGAAGUCGCUGCUAGCCGGGAUUUCAUGCUGGAUUUCGCCGUCGCCUGGGGCCGAACUGAUGAGGAAGGGGACGAGUCUGACAUGUUCGGCAGCGCUUCCCUCCCUUCACCAUCCGCAGCUUCGCCCGCUUUUGUUCAAAAGUAAACUAAAACAGGGAAGAUGAAAUCUUUACAGCUCGUAGUAGCUUUGGACUCUUCAGAAUCAGCUGGUGGACGGUGUCAGGUUCAGGAAACGGCUUUUUUGAUGAAUAUCUUGCCGAUUUUCCGAAUCCAUGUUUUCUUCACUUUCUAUCAGGGUUUCGAGCUAUUUAUAACCGCUGGUGGCACUUGCUCCGUUCAUAUCUUCUCGCCUUUCAAGGAGGUGGAGGGUGAUAGUUGAUUGCUUACAGUGUUUUGGGCUAUUCUUUCAUACUUGGCUAGUCCCUCUACUCUCUUCGAGAUGAACAAUCCUCAGCAGCAUGGUCAAAAUGAAGAGCAUGAACCAAUUAUCCCAGGAUUCGAAACCCCGCCAUCACCUAAGUCCAGUUAUGACAAUGUGUAUAACAUAAAAGAAGACGAAGGGCGGGGGCUCCCGCCUGAGGCUCCUCCAUAUCUUUUGGAACCUAUGACCAUCAGGAGAUUAACCACUGGUCAAGAGACACCUGACCAGACACCCCACCGUGUGGUCUUGAACCAUCUCUGCACCAAUGUGUAUGACAGGAAGUUUUCAUGGGAACCGGUGGGAGUGGCAACAACUCACCGCGUUGGCUCAAAAUAUGUGACCAAUGUUCUUUACAAACCGCCUCCUCAGAAGGGAAACGGGAGCCCCAACUGCACCAGAGAUGCUCAAGUGUAAUAGUUUUUUAUAUUUAAAUACGAGUAUUUAUUUAUAACAAAACGUGCAGUGAAAUGUUUGGAGUGUUAACUUAAUUUCAUAGCGUGCAUUAGGGAAUGCUCUGGUUUGCAUCUUCCUGGUCAUAACCAUAUGGAUUCUGUUAUGUUCAAAACUCCAAAUAUAUGAACCAUAAUGAACAAUAAUAGGUACUCCUUAUUUGAUAAGAGU